Messenger RNA from Parnassius apollo (apollo), 273 nucleotides. The record is from the annotation of a GenBank genome assembly. Lineage: Eukaryota; Metazoa; Arthropoda; Insecta; Lepidoptera; Papilionidae.
AUGGCGUUUGCUGGGACAAAUAUCAGUUUGUCCCAGCCGGAUAUAACGCAAAAGCUGACAGAGCGCAUAGAUGAUCUGAAGCAUAGAAUCGCUGCUUGGGGAAAGCGGAUUCGGCGAUAUACCGAGAGGUCGACACGGUUCAACCAGAAUCAUCUCUUCCAGAGUGAUCAGAAGAGGCUCUAUGAAUCUUUGGAGCGACCAAUGGUAAGUGGAACGGGUCCAGCAACGAAUCAGGCUGACACCAGCAACCAGUCGCCCAGGAACUGGAACUAG